AUGGUGAUGGUGGUGAUGGUGAUGGUAGUGAUGGUGAUGGUGAUGGUGAUGAUGAUCGUCAUCGUUGUCAUGAAGAUGCUGCUGCGGCUCAUCGCGGCCGUCAACAUCAUUAUGGCCGCAGCACGACGCCGCAAGAUGGAAAAGGAGCGCGAGAAGAAGAAAGCCCGCUCAAAGUCAAAGGGCAAGGACACCACGGACUACGCCCGCCUCCUCGUUCCGCUUGCCGCCGUCGAUCUCCAGUGGUACACCAACGUGUACGCCGACGCCUCGCUCAAGCGCAAGCACGCGCUCUCCAUCACCGGCAAGCUUGCGCCAUAUGCCAUCGCGCUUCCGUCGCGGGUUGAGCUCGCCAAAUGGCUCGGCGCCGUUGUUGGCUAUCUCUCUGAGGAUCUGGAGGGUGUCCACAUUCCGCUCUCGCACCCGACGCUCGAGCGUCCGAUGCGCGCGUCUCGCCGAGCGUCGCGCCUCUCUCUCUCUUCACUCCGCAUCAAGCUGGAAGAGGAGCGGGCGCUGCUCAAGGCCCAGAUGCAGACUCCACCCGGCGGCGCCGGCCAGCUCCUUCUUCCCCGUUCCGCUGCUGAAGCCACCGCCGCCGCUGUUGCUGCCGAGGCCGCUGCCGCCCGCAAGCUCUCUGCUGCCGAGGCCGAGGCUGCCGCCCGAGCCGCCGCCAUCGUUGAUGCCGCCCGUAAGGAGGCUGCCGCCAUCGUCGCCUCGGCAGAGACCGACGCGGAGGCCAUGCUCAUUUCGGCGCGCCACGAGGCCGAUGGCAUGAUGCAGGCUAAGGUCAAGGAGGUCGCGGCCUACAAGUCUGCUGUUGUCGCCAAGCUCAAGGAGAUCCGCCUCUUGCUCUCGCAGCAGCGCGAGAAGAUUCUCAAGCGUGAGGGUGUCAUCCGCGCCCAUCAUGCCAAGGAGCUUGCCGCCGUCAAGGAGGCACACGCCAAGGAGCUCGCAGCCGCUCGGGCUGCUAGUGCCGUAGCAGACCCUGCUGCCGACGAUCAAGCACUGCUCUCAGACGCUGUCUUUGCCUCCCUGGCGGCUCAGAUUGAGGCUGCCGCGGUCACUUCCCGCUCUGACACCAUUGGCGACGACUCGCUCCUUGUCCAAAUGGAAGAGUACUUGGCUUCAGACCACGUUGUCGCCGCCACAAACCGGCUUCGCAAAACCUCGGCCCACGGCUCCGCCAUCGAGCGCUCGCCCAGCAGCACGGCUUCGGCCUCGUCGUUGGACGCAUCGGACGACGACGGCGAUGCGCCGUCCUCUGCCACAGUUGCCGGCGUCACCGCCGAUGCCAACGAGCCGGUCUCUGACUCUGGCUCUGGCUCUGGCUCUGGCUCUGGCUCGGGUUCGAGCUCGGGUUCCGACUCGCGCUCUGACAGCAACGACAACAUCGAUGACUUUGACUCGCUCCGCUCCUCACUCCGGCGCGACAAGAUCCGCAUCUCGGUUCAGCUGUCGUAGUCCUUGCACCACGGCUGUAGAGCUACAAUCACCCGAAUCAGCUCUCGCAGUAAACCACCGUCCGGUUA
Molecule: messenger RNA, 1526 nt
Organism: Thecamonas trahens ATCC 50062
Lineage: Eukaryota; Apusomonadida; Apusomonadidae
Exons: 2
Coding region: 1-1458 (485 amino acids)
Source: RefSeq, a predicted model, not a curated record